GAACUGCAGAAGCAGGAACCUGGAGUUUAAAUGAAUGGCGAGUCAAUGCAAUGUCCUCCUUUGGAGUUUUAUAUUAUUUUCUUGCUGUUUUCAUUUCUGGAGCCUUUGACAAAGCUCUAACAGCAGUGAUCCAAACACAGCAGACUGUGCUGGCAGCAGUGGGAGAAGAUGCUGAAUUCAGCUGUCAGCUCUUGGACACUAAAGACGUCCUUCAGGUCACAUGGCAGAAAAUCUCACAUGAUGUGGAGACAAAUGUCGCCACCUACAGCAAGCACUAUGGUCAGAGAGUGAAUGAUGGCUUUACAGAGAAAUUUAAGUUUAAACAUACUGAACUACAGAACUGCUCCAUAGUCAUCAGGAAUGUGAUGGAGCAGGAUGAAGGAUGCUAUCACUGUCUGUUUAACACUUAUCCUGACGGCUCCCUGACAGGGAAACCCUGCCUCCAAGUCUAUGAGCUGCAUGAACCUGUUGUUGAUGUCAGAGAGUCAAACUCUACUGAAGAGUGGGUUGUUUCCUGUUCAGCCACUGGUCGACCUGCUCCCACUGUAACACUCAGUGUCUCACAACAAGACCUCAGCUUCUCACAGUACAACACUGUCAGUGUGUCCAACACCAACGCUACAUUCACUGUCACCACUACAGCUGUGCUCUCAGGUUCACGUAAACACAGCACACAGGUGGGAUGUGCAGCACGAGUGCUCUCUGCUCCUCACAGAGAGGUGAUGGUGACGAUUCCUGAUGAUGCUGGUUUGGAUAAGAAGUCAGGAUCUAAUCAGAGAAAUUUAGGAAUCCGGAUUUCAGUCAUUCUGUCGUCUGUGGUGUUGGUGCUCUGUGUUGCUGCACUCAUCCAUGUCAGAGAGCUCGUGGUGAAUUAUAACUGAAACAAGAAACACUCAGGAAACUGGACCAUUUUCAGUCAAAUGAAGGGACACUCAGACACUCAGUGGCAGAAGGCAGACACCUCCUGAGGAGUGUCAGUUCAUUAUGCCAGAGUGUUACUUUUUUUUUUUUAUCUCUGUACUUUGUGCUGUUUAUUUAUUUUUUGUAUAUCUUUGAAAUGGUGCUGUUUAUAAAAAGUCAUGUUUUGGUGUUUUGUCAGAUAUUUAAACAUUAAGUUACUUGAAAUGUGAACUGUGAAAACGAGCAUGAGUGGCUAACAUGAACCUUUCUCAUCAAUAACUUUGAUUAAAUUGAUUUCAUUGAUUAAAUUGAGACUACCAGAGACAACUACAAUGAAAACUGCACUGUGCUUUUGUAAAUAACAACACUUUUCCACCUGAAAUUGCAGAAAAUGGCAGCUGAAGGUCUCUGUUUGUUCACUGUGAACAUGUUAUGCUCAAUUUAUUACUACAUGUAUUGUUAAAAAAAACAACACAUACAUUUGUGUUCAGUUACUCAGACCAGGAAUAUUUAUCACCUUAGUAAUGUAAGACCAUCCUAGUGCGAGUCAAGUAUUGUUUUAAUAAUGUUUUAAUGUUUUUUUUAUCUGCAAACAUUGCACUGCUCAUCAGAAAGUGUAAAGAAACAUUUGACGCUUUUGCUUCUUCUCCGUGUCAAACCGGACUUAAUGCAAAACACUCCUUAUUGUCUCCAUGUAGUUUUGCAGGUAUGCUAUCUGUUGAUAUGAGUUACCUUUCCACACAUAAAGACAGCAAUUUUCAGGCUUACAGCUCGUCAGUCUAAACACAUGCAGACUGCUGUUAUUCUCACUGUACUGCUGACUGACACAUUUUCAAAAGUAAAUAAAUUUCACAAAGUCAA
Molecule: messenger RNA, 1761 nt
Organism: Pundamilia nyererei
Lineage: Eukaryota; Metazoa; Chordata; Actinopteri; Cichliformes; Cichlidae
Product: OX-2 membrane glycoprotein-like
Exons: 7
Coding region: 51-881 (276 amino acids)
Biological process (GO): heterotypic cell-cell adhesion; negative regulation of neuroinflammatory response
Cellular component (GO): cell surface; neuronal cell body; axon
Molecular function (GO): cell-cell adhesion mediator activity
Source: RefSeq, a predicted model, not a curated record